CUUCAAUUAAAUAAAGAAAGUGAUAGGCUCUUACUGGCAUUAAUGACAGUUUAGCCUCCUUCAGUCAUAUCUGCCCGGUGAUAAAAUAUGAAAAGCAGUGGGUCAUGAUUAUAAAUAUCUUGGUGUUACACCCCUCUGCCUGGCAAGUGACACAUAAGUUGUUUACAAACAUACUUUUGAGAGGGAAGACGUCAAGGGUGCGCAGCUUCAACCGGGAAAAGCUUUAUUGGUCACUGACAGCACACACACACACACACACACAUACACAUGCACUCACCCACACCCACCCUCCUCUCCCCUCCCUGCUUCGCUCGUCCCCGCCCCCCACAGCAGGGCUGGUUUAAAGGCGGCAGUCCUCGGGCUGGAGGGAUGAGUUGAAGACCUGCAGCAGUGUAGCACUCAGGAGGACAGAGUGGGACUUUACUCUGAGGGACAUAUUCAUUUAUAAAACAGACUUUUCAGGACAGGAACUUCUGGAUAAUCUCUAAUCCCAUUACUGGAAUCAUGAAGUCUCCAAAACUGGCGCCUCAAGCAAAGUUCACCAACGAGGAAGACCUGAACGAUGUGCUGUGUGAGUUUGACGCAGUGAUCGAGGACUUCACGUCCCCGGUAGAGAAGCGACACUUCAGGUACGAUGAGCACCUGCAGACCAUGAAGAGGAGGAGCUGCGCCAGCGUCAGCGACAGUGGCAUCAGCGACACAGAGAGUGCAGAGUCGCUCAACAGAAAUAGCUUCAGCUUCAGCGAUGAGAGGCUGAACUCCCCCACCACCACCACACCUCCUCUAAUGUCACCAAAACCCAAACUUGGCGACACUAAAGAACUGGAGGACUUCAUCGCCGACCUUGACAAGACAUUAGAAAGCAUGUGACACGGAGGAUCACAGUCGUCUUGGAGCGUAGCCAUGACAGAGGGAGGGAGUGGAUGUCUGGACCCCCCUUGAGCAGCUAACACGCACCUGCUUCCACACUGAACCCCCCCC
This is a messenger RNA of Scomber japonicus (chub mackerel), 981 nucleotides long. RefSeq names its product regulator of cell cycle (gene rgcc). The transcript has 5 exons. Lineage: Eukaryota; Metazoa; Chordata; Actinopteri; Scombriformes; Scombridae. The record is from RefSeq and is a predicted model, not a curated record. Gene Ontology annotation, biological process: regulation of cell cycle. The coding region runs from base 505 to 870 and encodes 121 amino acids.